This is a messenger RNA of Cryptococcus wingfieldii CBS 7118, 2586 nucleotides long. RefSeq lists its product as hypothetical. Bases 1 to 2586 code for a protein of 861 amino acids. Lineage: Eukaryota; Fungi; Basidiomycota; Tremellomycetes; Tremellales; Cryptococcaceae. The transcript has 5 exons. Gene Ontology annotation, molecular function: calcium-activated cation channel activity. Gene Ontology annotation, cellular component: plasma membrane. The record is from RefSeq and is a predicted model, not a curated record.
AUGUCUGCCACAGGCGAGGACACUUCCUCCUCCUCCACCCCUUCCUUCAUCUCAGCCCUCGUUGUGGCUGGUAUCACCGUCGGAGCCUUCUCAUUGCUAUGGCUUGUGCUUCACGGUCGCAAGAACCUGAGGGGUGUUUUCUCUCCUCGAACAUACCUCGCGCCUGAGGGUAAGAGGCCCGAGCCAUUACCGACAGGGUUAAUAGCGUUCUGGAAAGCGCUGUUCUCAACACCGGACAAGGAGAUCAUCGUCUCCAACGGUCCCGAUGCCUACUUUUACAUCAGAUACCUCAAGGUCUUUGGUCUCCAGAUGCUUCUCCCCUACGUCGUUCUUACAUGCGCCGUCUGUAUCCCGGUCUCUGUCAUCACCCCCAACUCUGGCAAGGAUGGUCUCAACAUGUUGACUUUCGGUAACGUCCCCGACACCAACCAAAUUCGCCAUGUAGCCCACUUUAUUGUCGCCAUUAUCUUGAUCGUCUGGACAAUCUUCCUAAUCUUUAGGGAGUACAACCACCUGGUCCAGGUCCGACAAGCUUGGAUGACCUCUCCCCAGCACUUGACUCUUGCUCGUGCCCGAACUGUCGCCAUCACCAAUGUCCCUGACGCCAUCAACAAUGUCGCUGGCAUCAAGGAGCUUGCUGGUACUGUUGCCCACAUUGACAGCAGUGGCGGCUCUGGCACCAACCUUUUGGCCAAUGUCAACCCCUUUGGCCGUCAGUCUACUGCUACCGAGGGCACCGCUGUCAAUGAGACCGAUGGUGUCAGGCAGGUUUGGCUUGUCCGCAUGUGCAAGGACGCUGAGAAGAUCUGGGGCGAGCGUGACGCCGAGUGUGCUAGACUCGAAGGUGGUGUCUCCAAGCUUCAAAAGCUUGCUGCCAAGAACGUUCGAAAGCACAAGACUCCCGAAGAGACUGGCAAGCUUGACACUGAAAACUCUGCUGGCGACCUCAUCGACAAGUAUGUCCUCCCCAAGAAGCGUCCAUCCUGGAAGCAGGGCCUCCUCGGCCUCAUCGGCAAGAAGCAGACUCUUGAAACCUCUCCCGAAUACAUCAACGAGCACAAUAUUAAGCUUGACGAGCUUCGAAGCGACAUUGCCUCUCUUCCCCAGGGUAACACCGUCUUUGUCCGAUUCGCUUCUCAACACGAGGCCCACGCCUUUGCCAGGCUCGCUGGCAAGACUGGCAAGACCAACCAGCACAUCCGUGGUGGUGUCGAAGUUGUUCCCGAGGACAUUGAAUGGGGCAACACUUCCAUGAGCCCUUGGCAGCGAUACGGUCGAAGCGUCGUCUCUUGGGCCCUCACCAUUGGGUUGAUCAUUGUCUGGGCUAUCCCUGUUGCUUUCGUUGGUAUGGUUUCAAAUGUCGACACUCUUUGUACGACAGCUCCCUUCCUGUCUUGGAUCUGUGAUCUUCCCUCGCCCGCUCUUGGUAUCAUCAAGGGUGUCCUCCCCCCUGCUUUGCUUGCUGUGCUCUUCAUGCUCUUGCCCAUUGUCCUUCGAAAGAUGGUCAAGAUGCAAGGCGAAGUCCGAAAGACCGACAUCGAACUGAAGCUUUUCACUCGAUUCUGGCUUUUCCAGGUCAUCCACGGUUUCCUCAUCGUCACUCUUGCCUCCGGUCUCAUCUCCGCCCUCAGUACAAUCAGUGGCGACACCAUCCAGGAACUUCCUACCCUGCUUUCCACCAGGCUUCCCGAUGCUUCCAUCUUCUUCCUCACCUUCAUUCUUACGGCAACCUUCACUGGUGCUGCCAAGACCUACGCUCGACUCGUGCCCGUCAUCAUGUACGCUCUUCGAGGUAUCUUGGCUGGUAACACCCCCCGAAAUGUUUACGCCAAGAAGUUCAAGAUGGACAACUUUGCUUGGGCUACCGCUUUCCCUCCCACCUGUCUCCUUAUCUGUAUCACAAUCGUCUACUCUGUGAUCCAGCCCAUCAUCACUGUCCUCGCUUUCGUCGCCAUGAUCCUCCUUUACCUCGCCAACAAGUUUAUUCUUCACUGGUGUGCCGACCAGGCCGACGCCUCCGAGACUGGUGGUUUGUUCUACGUCAGGGCUCUCAGGACCGUCUUUGUGUCUCUCUACAUUGAGGAGAUCUGCUUGAUGGGUCUCUUCUUCUUGUCUAGUGACGAGAACGGUGAUCGAUCGACUACUGGUCUUGCUUGCGGUGCUAUCAUGGCCGCUACCCUUGCCCUCACCGCCAUCUUCCAGGCCUACAUUGACCACUUCCGAUUCAAGAAGGACUUUGUCUACUACGUCCACACCACCGAGACCUCCUCCAAGUCCGAGUCCAUCGAGCCCAAGGUCGGCGCCGUCAAGGCUUCUCCCUCCGAGGAGUACGCCAACGCCGGCCCUGAGUUUGGCAACACCUCUGGCUUCCACGUCAACGCCUUUGACAACCCUGCUCUUUGGAAGAAGCAGCCCACUAUCUGGGUUGCCGAGGACCCUCUUGGUCUGGGUGCGCAACAGGUGCAGCAGAUCCAGUCCAAGGGUGUGGACUCCAGUUUGGACUUUGCCGUCAUGAAUGAGAAGGGUGUUAUCGAGGUCGACAGGAGUGCUCCUGAUGAGGCUUGGUACGGUGGUCACAGCAACUAA